Messenger RNA from Mucor velutinosus, 1908 nucleotides. RefSeq lists its product as uncharacterized. NCBI's taxonomy places the organism in Eukaryota, Fungi, Mucoromycota, Mucoromycetes, Mucorales, Mucoraceae. The transcript has 2 exons. The record is from RefSeq and is a predicted model, not a curated record. The coding region runs from base 1 to 1908 and encodes 635 amino acids.
AUGCGUCGCACACCCUCCCCUCAUUGUCUAUUGCAGCUACCACCAGACAUGAGCCGCUUCAGCCCUCAAGCAGAAGACAUUUUAACAGAUGAGGAUCUACUCGAGCUAUUUCGAAUCGUAAAGCAAAUCAUUAGAAAGAAGCCGGAUGCGGAACGUAUUGCGAAAUUGUACUUUUGUAUCGUAUAUGCAAUGGGCGAUCUAUACCAAUUCUGCAAGCCUGUGCACAGCGAUGUGUUGGUAUUUAAAGAUGAAUCAAAUGCUGCCAGUCCGACUAUUGCAGAAGUUCAAUUGCCCUCGUCUGUAUCCUGUUGUCAAAAUACUUCGACAUCUGAGGGUAACCCGUCAAGACAAACUCUUACUAUGACUACCCCUACUACUACUACUACUACUACUACUACUACUACUACUGCUACAGAAUCACCUCCAGUCGAAUCGGCAUCUGCUCCAACAGGACCAGUGCCUCAGCGGAUACUCUCAGUAUCCUAUCUGACAAACCCACCACCUCCCAUGAAAUCAGGCCCACCACACCUGCCUCAGAUCAUGUCUCGACCACCCGAGGAAACAUCGACAGAUCAAUACUCUGUAAGACCUUAUACAAACAUUAGACCUAUUUAUCCAUCUUCUUCUACUGCAUAUCAACCCCCCUGGACAUCGACAGACGAACAAACCGCAUCAUCCCCACCAAGUAGCUUGGAACAUACGCCCAACUUACCUCAGUACAACUACCUCACUCAUCCACAUCAACCUCACAACCCACCCCAACCUUUGGGAAAUAGAUUUCCUCAUUUGAAUACCCUCAUGAAUGGUACAAGUACUGAAGUAUUAAUGGAACCCAAGCAACGAGGAUUCUACUAUCAGGAUGGUAGAAUCACAAGAGAACCUGCUUUGCUACAGCGUUAUGCUGAACAAGGUGUUUUGACUCAAGCUUCCCUGAUGCGCAAAAGAAAAAAGACAUUUGGAAGUGAGCCUGAUUUCCCUUACGAACUAUCAACAAUACCUGCUCCUGUCAAGAAACCCAAAAUUCCUCAUCGACACGGUGAAUUCAAGCAAAGACGUGAUGAUAUUAUUAGCAGAAUGAGAACCAUUAUGAUGGCUGAUUUAGAGCAAAAGGCACAGCGAUUACCAAGCCAUUUCACUCUGGGCAUCGAAAAAGCAACUUUACCGCCAGACAUCAAUGCCGACAAUUUGAGCACAGAAGAAGCCAGUAAAUUACUAUCGCCUGCACUUCGUAUCUUGACACUGCAUUCCAACAUGAAACCACAUCUCGACAAUGGCAUGAACCAAAACGGCAUUUACUAUAAUAACGACUAUUUUCGACUUUACAUGGCAUUUGUACAAUUCCAAAAUAUCUUUGAAGCAUUAUUUCCCAACGAAGUGAUCAAAAUCUCUACUGCCAGCACGCCUGUCUCUUUGGACGAUACAAGCAAUAUGCCUUCGCCGGGCUCCAUGGCUGAAAGAGACAAAGACAGGGAACGGAAUGCCAACAUGAAAGCUUAUCGUGGCUGGAUCGAACCAUUCUUGACAGAAACCAAUUGGGCUGCUUUCCGUAGAAACAUCAUGGUGGGAGAACGUAUCAUGCAACUCACCAAUGUUGUUGGACAAGGUAUACUGCUCAUGACCAAGGAACUCAGUGGCUCAAAACUGCACUUGACAUUCACAAACAACGAAUGGGACGAAUUCAUACAAGGCCUCAGUCAAGGCCUCUGGGACGAAACGAUAGACUGGAGUCAUGAUGAAGACGAGACCACUGAAGAGAGAAGAAAUGCUGGCGGUUCCCUUCUUGUAAACGAGCUAAGGCUGAAAUUUGCUACUCAUUUUUGGUUCACGGAAGAGGGCACUGUUGUUCCGCCUGCUGAACGAAAGGUGCUCAGAGCCAGAGAGCGUCAAAACAACAAACACGUUAUGUAA